AUGAGUAACUCGCAAUUUAUGUUUGUGAAUUCGCGUAGGAUUGGAAUUAGAAGUAGGCGAUCCCCCUAUGAUCGUUUUUCCAGAAGAAGACAACGCGAUCAUCCCCUCGUUUUGGAUUUACAAGCCACAAUUAGUCCACACAGUGGAGAAAUUACAAUUAUUAACGUCAGUAGUCGUGAUUUAGUGGAAAGGGCCUUAAGGCAGCAGCAUGUACAAGACUAUUUCAAUGGCGGAUCAUCACAAAAUUCUUCAGAUGAUUCUCAACCAGAAAGUGAACUACUGUUUGAUGAUCAAGAGGCUUAUACGGAGGAGAAAGAGGAGGAUGCUAUAUUAUUGGGGUAUUUUAAAACAAGAAUUCAUCGUGUUGCUGAUGGUGUAAAUAAUCCCACAGAAACUGAAGAAAUUUGUGCCAUAUGUCAAGCAGGAUUUGAGCAUGAAGAGUCCAUUGGGACACUUGGCUGUGGACACGAAUAUCAUACAGGUUGCAUCAAACAAUGGUUGCUGAGGAAAAAAGAUUGUCCCAUGUGUCGAGCUUCUGUUUUGCCCCGAAAUACAUAG
Messenger RNA from Solanum tuberosum (potato), 558 nucleotides. RefSeq names its product E3 ubiquitin ligase BIG BROTHER-related-like. Gene Ontology annotation, molecular function: ubiquitin protein ligase activity. NCBI's taxonomy places the organism in Eukaryota, Viridiplantae, Streptophyta, Magnoliopsida, Solanales, Solanaceae. Bases 1 to 558 code for a protein of 185 amino acids. The record is from RefSeq and is a predicted model, not a curated record. The transcript has a single exon. Gene Ontology annotation, cellular component: nucleus.